This is a messenger RNA of Talaromyces rugulosus, 1752 nucleotides long. RefSeq lists its product as uncharacterized. Gene Ontology annotation, molecular function: transmembrane transporter activity. The transcript has 4 exons. Bases 1 to 1752 code for a protein of 583 amino acids. Gene Ontology annotation, biological process: transmembrane transport. NCBI's taxonomy places the organism in Eukaryota, Fungi, Ascomycota, Eurotiomycetes, Eurotiales, Trichocomaceae. The record is from RefSeq and is a predicted model, not a curated record.
AUGUCUCGAUCAACACCUCCCCCUCCCUUGCCGGAGGACGGCAAGAUCGAAAGGACUGGAGAGAAAAAAUAUCAGGUCGGGCCUGAGAAGGAAAAGCACACUGAUGUCGACUCUAACGAAAUAUCCACUGUGACAUCCUCGACUGCCAAUGGUGUUGAGAAACUACACAUUCCUGAAGACGAUGGUCCUGCGACUGAGGAAAAAGGCGUGGAGGAGCCGCAAAAAGCUGUUGAAUACCCAAAGGGUCUCGAAAUGUUCUUCAUCAUGCUUGCGCUCGUGCUUAGUAUCACCCUCUGUUCUCUCGAUCAGACCAUUGUUGCAACCGCUAUUCCAAAGAUUACCGACCAAUUCGGCAGACUUCAGGAUAUCUCGUGGUACGGUUCGGCUUAUUUCCUGACGCUCGGAGGGUUCCAGUCACUGUGGGGCAAAGUGUAUAAAUUCUUUCCCCUCAAAACCAGUUUCCUGGUGUCAAUCCUCAUUUUCGAAGUUGGGAGUUUGAUUAGCGCUGUCGCCAAAAACUCAACGACUGUGAUCGUUGGACGUUCUAUCGCCGGUCUCGGUGCCUCGGGUGUCGCGCCUGGAGUAUACACGAUUUCUGCCUUUGCUGCCGAGCCUGCGAAAAGAGCCACCUACACUGGGUUUAUUGGAAUGUCAUAUGGCAUCGCUGCUGUCGCUGGACCACUCAUUGGUGGAGCACUUACAGAUGAAGCGACCUGGAGGUGGUGCUUCUAUAUCAAUCUUCCAACCGGUGGUCUAGCCGCUUUGGUCAUUCUGCUCACCUUCAAGGCCCCUGCAACCGCCAAGCGGGUCGAUGCUACGCUCAAGGAGAAGCUUCUACAGAUGGACUUUCUAGGGACGGCGCUUAUAAUUGGUGCAUCCCUCGCCUUGCUUCUAGCUCUUCAGUACGGUGGUGUAACCCAUCCGUGGAAUUCUAGCGUUGUUAUAGGCUUGUUCGUCGGCUUCGGUGUUAUGGUUAUUGCACUCAUAAUCAUAGAAAUAUGGCAAGGCGAACGCGCCAUGCUGACACCACGGCUUAUGCGCCAAAGGACCGUCUGGGUGAACUCUGUAUGGGGCUUCUUCUUCGCAGGCGCGUAUUUCGUCACGCUCUACUAUCUCCCCAUCUAUUUCCAGAGCAUCGACAACCGCAGUCCAAUUGCUUCGGGUGUACGCAACAUUCCUCUCAUCUCCUUGUUCAGCGUUUCCACGUUUGCCUCCGGCAGAGCUAUCACGAAGACGGGUACUGCAGCUCCGUAUCUGGUAACUAGCUCUGUGGUCGUAACCAUCUCCGCGGGUCUCCUGUAUACUCUCGACAUUGGGACCUCGACAGGCAAAUGGGUUGGGUUUCAGAUCUUGGCGGGCUUCGGAUACGGUAUGGGCCUCCAAAUCCCGGUCAUCAUUGCGCAGGCUUUUGCUGCACCAACCGACAUAGCUCUUGUGACCGCAAUUAUUAUAUUCGCUCGAUCUAUCGGCAGCACAUUUUUGAUCGCAGCCGCGCAAGCCGCCUUCGACAACCAGCUCGUGCACAAGAUUGCCAGCACCGCACCGAGCGUCGAUCCCAGCCUACUCACGACCACCGGUGCCACAACCCUGCGCCAGGUAUUUUCCGGGGCCGAGCUGGACGGUGUUCUCCGUGCGUACGCAUGGAGCAUCAAGGUUGUUUUCGCUAUUACUAUCGCGUCCUGCGGCAUCACUGCCAUUACAAGCUUGUGCACCAAGUGGACCAAUAUUAACGCGAAGAAACCCAGUGCUUGA